Molecule: messenger RNA, 1632 nt
Organism: Rodentolepis nana
Lineage: Eukaryota; Metazoa; Platyhelminthes; Cestoda; Cyclophyllidea; Hymenolepididae
Source: the annotation of a GenBank genome assembly
AUGUCCGUACACUAUGGGCAUAAAGAUGUUUUGGAAUACUUCGAAACUCCAGAAGGCACAUAUAAGUUAAAGUCAGUUCUAUCGCCAAAAUGCCUCCCUGGGAUUUCUGCUUCUGGUCGUUUGUCCUCAGUUCGUCUAUCCUUUUGUGAUAGCAGAAGCGUUUGUUGCAUUAAUUCAGGUCGAGAUAUAUGUAUUUACCCUAUUCCUGGUUGUCGGCUAUACGACUCUCACACUCCUGGUAAACAAACCUUCAAAACAUCCGCCCCUGUUUGUCAUGAUUUUGGCGUUUCUUCUCUCCUUCUUAUGGGCUUUGCGGGAGGUGAAAUUCACUUGAUUGAUCCAUUCCAAAAAGAGCUUUGUAAGGUCUUCAAUGAAGAGAAAUAUAUUGAGCGUUCUCCUGUAACUUGUAUACGUUGGGUUCCCUAUUCAACAAAUCAAUUUCUUGUUGCUCAUUCGAGUGGCCACAUGUAUUUAUAUAAUGAUGAUCUCUCCUGUUGCCCAACACCUCCAGUCUACCAAUUGUUUAAAAAGGAUACCAGUUACGUUGUCUUCACCUGCAAGACAAAGUCUACCUGCAACCCUCUUUAUAACUGGGCUCUUACAAAUGUCCUUACUGAUGCUUCACACUCAAAAAUAUUUGAUGACUGUGAUAUUUCUACCGCUCCCUUGCCCUCCAUUAAUCAAUUCGCCUUUUCCACUUGUGGAAAAUAUCUUGCAGUUGUUACCGAGGAUGGGUAUCUGCGAGUGUUUGAUUAUCACCGUAUGCAACUCUAUGGCUUUAUGCGAUCGUACUUUGGUGGGCUGACCUGCGUGGAUUGGUCGCCAGAUGGAAAGUAUGUCGUGGUAGGUGGUCAAGAUGAUCUUAUCACGAUUUGGUCCUUUGCUGCGCAAGCGGUGAUCUGUCGGGGACAGGGUCACAAGUCGUGGACCAGCGUGGUACGUUUCGAUCCCUUUGUCUACCCACCCUCCCUCUCCAAUGGUGGUGGCAGUGCUUCAAACGACCUUGCUACCAGCACGUCCAACCCGGCAGCAAAUGCUCAGUUGGGGAGUGGUUUGCAGACUGGAAAUACUACUUCUGCAGCCUCUGUGCUGAAUCCCAACUCGAAUGGAGAUUCCCAUAGCCUUCAUCCUCAUCAGCUUAACCAACAUUCCGAGUCUGAUCCAUCCUUCCGCACUUAUCGUAUGGGAUCAGUGGGUCAAGAUACGUUCCUCUGUCUCUGGGAACUCUCAGAAGAUAACAUUCGCCAGGGUCUCCGUUUCUCCUCUCACUACCACCACUCCACUGGUGGGGCGACAUUCAGCGGUCGUCAUCCUUCAGGAGCCCUUUCCAUCAUCUCCACUGCUUCCGCUGCGACCUGUUCCGGAGUCACUGAUGGAGCCCUUAUCGAUGGGAGUAGCAGUCUGGAGAAGAGCCGAAUUGUCUCGCGAAGCAGUGCGGGGAGUAGUUCAACUAGCAAGAAGAAGGCUUUCUUGAGUAGCUUUCGAUCAUCCUUGCCGCGCUCCUCUAGACACCAGUUUGAAAACAGCGAAUUUUCACUGAAAUCAUCGGUGCUCUCGGAGAGUGGUUGUAUGUCCUUGCCCAGAGAUGGGGUGAAUGCCAAUCAUCAGCUUUCCAUCUCGUGUCGGGAGUGA